AUGGCCUCGCCCGACGCGCCCGCCGGGCUGGACGAGCCCUCGUACAUCGACUACGAAGCCUUCCUCUCUCCCGACUUUUCGCCCGCCGCAUUCGCCAACUCCCUGGUCUUGGCCACCAACAAUCCCACCGACACGCCGCUCGAUCUCUCCACGCCCCUGUCCCGCGUGCUCUUCGACGCGCAGGAGAUCGACUCGCACAUUGACCUGGUGACGACGCGCUCCGCCGUGCCGCUGCUGGAUUUCACCAAGAGGCAGAACCAGGCGAGCAGACGCAUCGUCUCCGAGCUCGGCACGCAGCUCACGGCCCUCAACGACAGCUACAAGCAGCUGGAGAAGGAGGUCGUCGGCAAGCACGCCGCCGCCGACGAGGUGCGCCACGUCGCCCUGCGGCUGUGGGAGACGCUCAGGCUCGGCCGGGCCGUCGGGCGGUGCCUCCAGCUCGGUCGGCAGCUGGAGGUUCAGCACGCGGAGCUCGGCGGCGCCGGAAGCUACGGCGAGGACGGGGCCCUCGUGCGCUGCUCGCACACGGUCCUCUCCCUCCGCGAGGUGCUGGACGCCAAGGCCCCCGGGGAAGAGGGCCACGGCCUGGGCGACAUGGACGCCGUCCGCACCCUCCAGGACGCCCGUGUCGCGCCCAUGGAGCGGGCGGUCCGCGAGACGGCCGAGAGGCUCGUGCGGGACUUUGCCGUGCCCGCAAACACGACCUUCUCCCAGGGCGAGGAGGCCCGCCUCAAGCUCGAGUCGGCAAUGACGGCCCUGUACCUUCUCUCGCCCACCAGCGGCAUCCGGCCCGAGCGCUGGACGCCCCGGCUCCUCCUCGCGGCCCUCGAGGCGUACAUCCGCUCCUCGCUCCAGGCGGGAAUCACGGUUCUCUCGCGAUCCCUCGGCCAGCUGCCGUCCCUCGACCGAGCCCUGGCCGAAGUGACGGCCAAGUGCCAGAACAUCAUUGCCCUCGAAAUCAUCCUUCAGGCCAACAAGCCCCCGCCCCACCCGUUGCUGCCGACCGCGGCGCCGCAAAAUCCGGCACCCUUGAUCCAACUUCUGCUCGCCCACCUCGAGACUGGGUCCUUGGCGUCGUACUUUUGGCGCACCAUGGCAGGCAGCCUGGCCACGCGUGUUCAGGACAUCCUCAGCCGCGGGGGGGUCGUCGCGCGGACCCUGCGAGCGAACAAGGCAAACGUGGCAGACGCCGUCAGGCAGGCAGUCAUUCAGGGCUCUCAGCCGCCCGCGGCGUUUGUCACGGGAAGGAACAAGAGAACCGUGGCCGGGGCGAACUGGGAUAGAGAGGUUGCUGUCAUGGUUGGAAGCGUGACCAACAGCUUGAGAUGA
This is a messenger RNA of Ustilaginoidea virens, 1329 nucleotides long. RefSeq lists its product as uncharacterized. The coding region runs from base 1 to 1329 and encodes 442 amino acids. The record is from RefSeq and is a predicted model, not a curated record. The transcript has a single exon. Gene Ontology annotation, cellular component: COG complex. Gene Ontology annotation, biological process: intra-Golgi vesicle-mediated transport. Lineage: Eukaryota; Fungi; Ascomycota; Sordariomycetes; Hypocreales; Clavicipitaceae.